ACUUCCUGUUUGGGAUCUCUGGGGUGUCAACAUCGUGCAAAUCACAGGCAGAUUUCGCAAAGCCGAAUGAUCUCAAAAUGAAAACAUAAGCUAAGUGCUUACACCCUGACGCAGAUAAGAUAUCUGUGUCUUGUCUCUUGCAGCAGGGUGCAUCAUGCCGAGCUCCCUCCUGUGGGCUGUUGAUGUGUACGGCAGGGUUUAUAGCCUUUCGACAGCGGGACAGCAGUGGGAGCAUUGUCGCGAUGCCCACUUGGAGUUCAAGCGUGUUACGGCUGUACAGCAGUGCUGCUGGAGCAUUGCCUGUGACCACAACAUCUAUCUGUACGUCCAUGCCAGUGACGUGCCUAUCCGCUACCAAGAGGAGACAUUUGAAAACCAGAGGUGGAACCCCGUCGAUGGCUUCUCGGACCGGCUGUUGCCCAGUGACCGCUGGCAGUGGAGUGAUGUCACAGGGCUGAAGCACCAGCCUCUGGGUGACUUUCAGCUGCCCUCUGAGAACUGGGAGUGGGAGGCGGACUGGUACGUGGAUGAAAACUUUGGAGGAGAGCCCACAGAGAAAGGGGGAUGGACAUAUGCUAUUGAUUUUCCAGCCACUUACACGAAAGACAAAAAAUGGAACUCUUGCGUGCGUCGUCGCAGAUGGAUACGAUACAGAAGGUACAAGGCACAGGACACUUGGGUCAAGAUCCCAUCAGAGCAGACUGAGUCUCUUCCUGACCCGUUUAAUGACAUCACUUGUGGUAGUUGGGAGAUCACUGAGGAGCCCAGAGGGUGUUUGGCACUGUGGGCGGUCUCUCUGCAGGGAAAGGUGUGGUUCCGGUGUGGCAUCAACCAUCAUAGUCCCGAGGGCUCCGUUUGGGAGGAGGUACCUGUACCAGGGGAGGUUGUGCAGAUCAGCUGCGGCCCGGGUGACCUGGUGUGGGCUGUCCUGUGGGAGGGUCAUCUGCUGGUCAGGGAGGGCAUUGGCAGAGAUUGCCUGAAGGGUGAGUGUAGUGGUGAAGUCUGGUUUAGACGGGGUGUGAAUUCUCAUAAUCCUUGUGGCUCAGGUUGGAUAGGUAUGGUUGGAGAGAUGGUCAUGAUCAACGUGGGUCUCAAUGAUCAGGUGUGGGGUAUUGGUUUUGAAGACCGGGCGAUAUAUUUCCGCCAGGGUGUGACUGCCAGCGAGCUGAGUGGGAAGGCCUGGAAAGUUGUGUCUGUACCCAGAGAUAGUGAACGUUCCAACUCUAGCGCCAGCGCAAGCAGCCUUCAGAGUGCUGGUUGUUUCUUUGGUGGUGAAGUGCGUCUGCAGUCCCAGGCAUCAGUGUUGAGUGAUGCAGACCCUGAGACUGAGAGAGCUGGGGGUGAAGUUGUCCCAACACCUGAGAUAGGAGACGCCCCUAAACCACGCAUCCCCAAAGUGACCAGUGACAGCUUCAUCUCAGAGCUCGUGUCUGACCGUGAAGGCCAAAUCAGUCGCCGUGACGUCCCCCCAGCUGGCCCAUCUAUUCCUGAGGAAGAUCACCCAGAAAAAGAGUUGGAGGACAGGGCUUCCCCAGCCCAGGUUCUGUCUCCUAGCCAAUCAGGUGGGGUGGAUCCUCAAUGGAGCAAUGUGGACCUAGAGGAAGCCCAGACGCACCUCACAGCUGGACCUGGAGGAGACGCAGCUGAAACCAGCAGCCUGUCCUCUGUAGCCACCUAUAACUUGGCCCAAGAGGAGCCUUACGGGCCAGAUGAGCAUCCAAAAUGGGCCUGGGUUAGCGGUGGGGGAUGUUUGGUUGAGUGUCACACACAGCUCAACUGGUUCAACUCUUCUACAUCCACAGCCCUGAACUCCUCCAUGCAGGCCAUGUCUCUCUCCAUUACACCUGCUCAAACGGCAGCAUGGCGUAAACAGAUAUUUGAGCAGCUCAGCGAGCGCUCCAAGAGAGAAAUGGAGAAUUUCAUGAAUUAUGAGCAGGCCAUUGAACAGACUGUCAUUGACAUAGCAACAUCUGUGUGGGUGAAGAAGGGCACCAUGCAGUGGUGGCGAGACUGGAAACCUCAUAAGUGGGUGGAUGUUCAGUUUGCACUGGAGCAGUUUUCAGGAACGGAGGGUAACAAGGAUGGGAUUCUGUUUAUCUACUACACAUUUAAUGAUGAAAAGAAGUAUCUCCACGUGUUCAUUAACGAAGUGACAAUCCUGGUGCCAGUAUUGAAUGACUCCAAACACACAUUUGCCAUCUAUACAGCAGAGCGAACCAAACAGAGGUGGCCCAUCCGCCUGGCUGCGGCCACAGAGCUGGAGAUGCACGACUGGCUGGCUCUGCUCAGUGUGUCCUGUUGUGACUCUAGAGGUAUUCAGGGCCCACCCUCGAAACAAGCCAUCUGGUCGGUCACCUGUAAAGGUGACAUCUUUGUGAGCGAGCCCACAAAAGAACUAGAGGCAUCUCCCUACCCCACACCGUGUGAUCAGAUGUUCUGGCGUCAAGUCGGAGGGCAUUUGCGUAUUAUUGAGUCCAACAGUCUUGGUGUGGUGUGGGGGAUUGGCUAUGACCACACUGCCUGGGUCCACACAGGAGGCUAUGGAGGAGGCUUCUUCCAGGGUUUGGCAAGCAGCACAGAUAACAUCUACACACAGACUGAUGUGAAGAGCGUUUAUAUCUAUGAGAACCAGCGCUGGAAUCCUGUCACUGGUUACACUAACAGGGGUCUCCCUACUGACCGUUAUAUGUGGAGCGAUGCCUCAGGUCUGAAGGAGUGCACUAAAAACAACACAAAACCACCCUCCCCCAACUGGACUUGGGUCUCAGACUGGACUAUUGACUAUGUUGUGCCAGGUGGCACAGACAGAGAGGGCUGGCAGUAUGCAGCUGACUUUCCUGCGUCAUACCACGGAAAUAAAACAUUGAAGGACUUUGUCCGCCGCAGACGUUGGGCCAGAAAGUGUAAACUCACAACAACUGGCCCCUGGCAGGAAGUCCCACCUAUAUCUUUGAGUGACAUCACAAUCCUGCCUUGUGGACCGAAGAGCACAGUGGAACAGGUGUCAUUGUGGGCCAUCAGCAACAAAGGAGACGUCUUGUGCCGUCUGGGUGUCUCUUCACUUACCCCUGGAGGGUCAUCAUGGUUACAUGUUGGAACUGACCAGGCUUUCAAGUCGAUUUCCAUAGGUGCCGUCCACCAGGUUUGGGCCAUCGCUAAAGAUGGCUCUGCAUUCUACAGGGGCUCUGUGUCUACCCAGAACCCGGCAGGAGAUUGCUGGUAUCACAUCCCUUCUCCAACCGGACAGAAGCUCAAACAGGUGUCAGUGGGCAGGACAUCUGUAUACACAGUGGAUGAAAAUGGUAAUCUGUGGUACAGACAUGGUGUGACCCCCAGUUACCCUCAGGGCUCAUCAUGGGAGCACAUCUCCAAUAAUGUGCGCAAGGUGUCUGUGGGACCUCUGGACCAGGUAUGGAUCAUUGCGGAUAAGGUGCAGGGCAGUCACAGUUUGAGCUGUGGCACUGUGUGUCGCCGACUGGGGUUGCUGCCGAUGGAACCCAAAGGACACUCGUGGGACUAUGGCAUUGGGGGCGGAUGGGAUCAUAUAACAGUCAGAGGAAAUGCCAUGGAGGCACCUCGCAUUCUGAUGCCAUCCCUGACUGACAACCAGACAGCAACACGGCCACUGCAAACCAGUAACCAGCCAGAGAUGAACGGGAACCCAGUGGGAUGUUAGUCAAACUGCUGAGCUCUUUAUGCUAACCGUCUCUACUGUAGCCAUGUAGAAGUUUUCUUCCCUUCUGUAGCGCUUCUCUUGUUUAGAGCAGAAUUACUCAAUCCCACUUAACAAAUCGUGCGACUCGAGCUCCCGCACAUGCAGACGACUCUGUGGUUUUGUUUGUACCUCAGCUGAAUUCACAUUUUCUAGUUAGUUUGAAAGAUGUUUUCUCCUUUUGAGGGCUCUCAUGGAUAUUGAGGCCACUUCCAGUAAUGCCCUCUCCUUUUUAACACUCCCAUCAUUCGUCAUUAUGUUUUUUACAUAGUACUUUUGUUUAGAGGAUCUUAAUUUAAUGUUUAUUUAUUCGUCUGUGGUAAAAUCACGAUUGCCCGUAUGCUUUUUUGAUUUUUUUUAUUUGAAUUCAGGGGCAUUAAAUACAAAAGGUCACAGUGUAAGCUACUGUAGGUACACUACAAGCAUUUUAUAUUAAACAUCACACACAAACAACAUUUUUAAACAAACACCUGCUUCUGGGAAUUUUAAACAUCGGUUUAAGCAUAAAAGAGUCUGUAAUACUUU
Messenger RNA from Sinocyclocheilus rhinocerous, 4237 nucleotides. RefSeq names its product tectonin beta-propeller repeat-containing protein 1-like. Lineage: Eukaryota; Metazoa; Chordata; Actinopteri; Cypriniformes; Cyprinidae. Gene Ontology annotation, cellular component: membrane. The coding region runs from base 155 to 3676 and encodes 1173 amino acids. The record is from RefSeq and is a predicted model, not a curated record. The transcript is spliced from 25 exons.